Molecule: messenger RNA, 2807 nt
Organism: Oncorhynchus keta (chum salmon)
Lineage: Eukaryota; Metazoa; Chordata; Actinopteri; Salmoniformes; Salmonidae
Product: transmembrane protein 151B-like
Exons: 2
Coding region: 378-1916 (512 amino acids)
Source: RefSeq, a predicted model, not a curated record
AUGACCAUUUUAUCCUGACGGGGACUGACUGAUGUCUUUACCAUUUCCCACUACUCUAUCGCAAGAGCCUUUCGGAAGCACCUGCAUCAACGCGCAAAGGAAGGAGCCCGUUGUUUUCUACCGCGGACAUAUGAACUCAGGACAUUACGCUUUGGAUAAAGGCUGCCCGUAGCCAUGCAACGGCACCUCACAUCAAAGAUUCUGUGGGGAAGAAGAUGCUGCUUUGAAACUGGAGCAUUGUUAACCGUGAUGUAGAGGUUCCUUCCGGCUAAAUCGGGUUGGAUUAUGUAUCCCGCGAUAGGCUUGCUGGCGAGUUUACGUUGCACUGUGAUUUGAACCUCAGUUUUCCAUGCCUCUGUGUUUUUGCCUUUGUCAAUAUGUCCCCAGCAUCGGCUGCCACGGCCAGUGAGAGCAGCACCACUACGGUUCCAGAGGAGGACACAGAGGAAAGCCCCCGCGAGGAGCAGCGGCCCCUGAAGCAGUCACUCAGUAAAUCCCUGUGCAGGGAGAGCCACUGGAAAUGCCUGAUCCUGUCCCUGCUCAUGUACGGCUGCGUGGGGGCCAUGACCUGGUGCCACGUGACCAAGGUGACGCGCCUCUCUUUCGACAGUGCCUACAAGGUCAAGUCCAUGAUGUACCACGAAAGCCCCUGCUCCAACGGUUACAUCUACAUCCCUGUGGCCUUCAUGGUCAUGCUCUACGUGGUCUACCUGGUGGAGUGCUGGCACUGCCACACCCACAACCAGCUACAGCACAAGGUGAACGUGGAGAGUGUGGGAGAGCGUGUCGGGCGCAUGCAGCAGGCCACGCCCUGCAUCUGGUGGAAGGCCAUCAGCUACCACUAUGUGCGGCGGACACGACAGGUAACACGCUACCGUAACGGAGACGCAUACACCACCACGCAGGUGUACCACGAGCGCGUCAACACGCAUGUGGCCGAGGCGGAGUUCGACUACAGCAACUGUGGUGUGAAGGACAUAUCCAAGCAGCUGCAGGGCCUAGACUGCUUCCCUGUCACAAAGCUGAGGUUCACCAAGUGCUUUAGCUUCGCCAACGUGGAGUCGGAGAACGCCUACCUGACUCAGCGGGCCCGCUUCUUCACUGAGAAUGAGGGCCUGGACGACUACAUGGAGGCCCGCGAGGGAAUGCACCUGAAGAAUGUAGACUUUAAGGAGUACAUGAUUGCCUUCUCGGAUCCGGACCACCUGCCUUGGUACGUGUCCAACUACGUGUUCUGGACAGCCGCCGCUUUCACCUUCUCCUGGCCGCUGCGCGCGCUAACCGAGUACCGCACGGCCUACGUCCAUUACCACGUGGAGAAGUUGUUCGGCUUCGAUUAUGUCCCUGUCACACCAUCUGAGGAGCGACCAUACUGCCGCCACAUCCCUCGGGUCAACACCAUCGACAGCACCGAGUUGGAGUGGCACAUCCGCUCCAACCAGCAGCUGGUGCCCAGCUAUUCAGAGGCUGUACUCAUGGACCUGGCUCAGCUCUCGUCAGGUGGCGGCGGCAAUGCCAACACCUACUCAGUGUGCGGCGGCUACGGCAGCUAUCGGCAUAACUGCGAGCGCUGCCACCGCACAAUCAGCAGCUCGUCCAUCUUCUCGCGCAGCGCCCUGAGCAUCUGCACUGGGACUAGCCCGCGCAUCCCCUUCAGCGGCAGCCGCUUCUCGCUAUCGCGGCUGUACGGAUCACGGCGCAGCUGCCUGUGGCGGAGCAGCGGCAGCCUCAACGAGACAUCGUGCCCCACAGAGAGCACGCGCUGCCUGACACCGUCGGGCCAGCUGACUAGCGAGGAGAAUCCGCCGGACUACCAGGACGCGCUCUACUUCCCUGUGCUCAUCGUGCACCGCAACGAGGGCUGCCUGAACCACUCGCUGCACAGGAAUGGAUCCUGCGUGGAGACCUUUAUAUGACGCAGCACUGGGCCUCCCAGUCCAGACCUGAACAAGGAAUGUAAUGUUACUGUCCUUUCUCUGGGAGGACACUGACUGGAUAAUGAACCUUCCUUUUGGAUCUUUUUUUCCUCUCCAUUAGACCACAUGACACACCAGUGGCAUUCCGGAACCCUUCCAGACCUCUUCCAACACUGUUUAUCAAAGACAGUACUGAGUUAAAUGCACACUUUGCAGCCCAGCUCAUCUCACAUGAGAUGCCCUCCAGUGAUAUGUUCAUCAUAGUAAGUAAUAGACUAUGUAACUAUCUCAAAGCAUGUAUGAAAAAAACACAUUCAUAGGCAAAAUCAGACAGUCUGCGACAAAUGGACAUAAUGAUCUGAGAAUGAUAUUUGGAACGGACAUAUGUUGCGCGGAAUGCACACCACCACCAUUCUGGACCAAUCACAAUGCUCUGUUCAUAUCAGUUUGUGUUUCCUUAACCAAAGUGUCAUGUUAGCUUCCACACUAUCUAUAAAUAGAGAACAUGAAAAAGCAAAGUACACUAACAGACAUUUGGCCAGAGAAUAAACUCCACCUUAAAUCGUAGUGCAUUUUGCUGUUGUCAUAACCAGGUAGAAAAGAACUUCAAUUGGAACAUCUGUUUUCAAAGUUGGAUAAAAUGUGUUAUUUUGUAAGAGUCUUAGAAAGGAUGUCUUGUGACUGAAAAUCCCCAACACAGCUCAAUACAGCUCAAGACAGCUCAAUGGUAGAGGCCUCCAACACAGCUCGACUAGAGGCCUUCAUUGGAGAUGACUCAUAAGUGGGGCAUGAGUUUAAGGAACAUAAACAUGAUUUAUUCAAGCCUUAGAGAGCAAUUUGGAGAUGGGAAGGAAAACCAUGAUGCCACAUUAAAUAAUUGAGAGCAAGAAA